AUGGCUAUACAACAGAUGACAUUGAAUUUUACUGGCGUGGGGGUGAUAAUGCAGUCACAGGAGUUACAAAGAUCGAACUGCCACAGUUCUCCAUUGUAGACUACAAGCUUAUCACCAAGAAUGUUGUUUUCUCUACAGGUGCCUACCCAAGGCUGUCUCUCAGCUUUAAACUUAAGAGAAACAUUGGUUACUUCAUUCUGCAGACCUACAUGCCUUCUAUUCUGAUCACUAUCCUGUCCUGGGUUUCCUUCUGGAUUAAUUAUGACGCUUCAGCUGCAAGAGUUGCUUUAGGAAUCACAACUGUGCUCACAAUGACAACAAUCAACACCCAUCUUCGAGAGACUCUUCCCAAAAUUCCAUAUGUGAAAGCCAUUGACAUGUAUCUCAUGGGAUGUUUUGUCUUCGUUUUCAUGGCUCUGCUGGAGUAUGCAUUGGUCAACUACAUCUUCUUUGGCAGGGGACCUCAACGCCAAAAGAAAGCAGCAGAGAAAGCUGCCAGUGCCAACAAUGAGAAGUUACGAAUGGAUGUCAAUAAGGACAGAAGAAUAAUUGGCACAUAUCAUUGUCCAGAAAUGUAUUCAACAAAGAUGGAUCCACAUGAAAAUAUUUUGUUGAGCACACUUGAAAUUAAAAAUGAGAUGGCUGCCUCCGAGGCUGUGAUGGGGCUUGGGGACCCUAGAAGCACUAUGCUGGCCUAUGACACUUCAAGCAUCCAGUACCGGAAAGCUGGCUUACCCAGACACAGCUUUGGUCGCAACGCCCUGGAGCGACAUGUGGCACAGAAGAAAAGUAGGCUACGGAGACGUGCAUCUCAACUGAAAAUUACCAUUCCUGACUUGACUGAUGUAAAUGCCAUAGAUCGAUGGUCACGCAUAUUCUUCCCUGUUGUUUUUUCCUUCUUCAAUAUUGUCUAUUGGCUUUACUAUGUGAACUAA
Molecule: messenger RNA, 935 nt
Organism: Eurypyga helias (sunbittern)
Lineage: Eukaryota; Metazoa; Chordata; Aves; Eurypygiformes; Eurypygidae
Product: gamma-aminobutyric acid receptor subunit beta-2
Exons: 5
Biological process (GO): regulation of membrane potential; nervous system process; monoatomic ion transmembrane transport
Cellular component (GO): GABA-A receptor complex; neuron projection; membrane
Molecular function (GO): GABA-A receptor activity; neurotransmitter receptor activity; extracellular ligand-gated monoatomic ion channel activity
Source: RefSeq, a predicted model, not a curated record